Messenger RNA from Telopea speciosissima, 684 nucleotides. RefSeq names its product protein LURP-one-related 15-like. The record is from RefSeq and is a predicted model, not a curated record. Bases 22 to 684 code for a protein of 220 amino acids. Lineage: Eukaryota; Viridiplantae; Streptophyta; Magnoliopsida; Proteales; Proteaceae. The transcript has 3 exons.
AGCAUCGUCUCCACCGUGGCCAUGGCUGAGCACUCUAAUAACUAUCCACCAUUAACCAAUCUUAUCACCGUCGUCGGUCCCCAAUUCUGUGCUCCCUACCCUGUUGAUCUCACCAUCGUAAGGAAGGUUUUAUCCAUUGGAGAAGGCAAUUUCUCCGUCGCCGACGUUAACGGCAAUAUCAUCUUCAAAGUUAAAAAUACCCUCUUCAGUCUUCAUGAUCGUCGUGUCCUUCUCGAUGCCAAUAGCAAUCCCCUCCUCUCUAUUCGAAAAAAGAUAUUGAGUGCACAUUCAAGAUGGGAAGUGUUCAGGGGAGAUAGUAGUGACUCGAAUGAUCUGUUAUUUAGUGCAAAGAGGUCUUCUUUGUUCCAAUUUAAGACUCAACUUAAUGUGUUCUUGGCGGGUAAUAAUACCAAUGAGGAAGUUUGUGAUUUCAAGAUCAAAGGGAGCUGGUUGGAGAGAUCUUGCAAGAUCUAUGUUGGAGAUUCCUCUAACCUCAUCGCACAAAUGCAUAAGAAACAUACUGUUCAAAGUGUGCUGUUUGGGAAGGAUAAUUUCACGGUGACUGCGUAUCCAAACGUCGAUCAUGCGUUCAUCGUUUCCCUCAUCGUUAUUCUCAAUGCGAUCAACGAGAGUGCGAACGACACUCACACUGCCGGAGUCUCAGCCACGGCUGCUAUUGGCUGA